CUUUUACAUUUAACUUGUCUAGGCUUUAACAGAAGAGGUCACCUUGUAAAAUAGUAUUGAUUGAUCGUUAACAGUCUUUAAAUGUUUAAAUGUAUAUUUUAUGUUUUGUAUGGCUAACUUAUCAUGAAUCGGGAGCUUAAUUGUCUUGGAAAUACCAGAAAUACAGCGUCGUAAUGGCGGAAGUCAGAGACAGAUUUACGGUUGUGAAGGCGGAAGAUAAUGCUUUUGACGACAACACAAAUGCUGAUGGCAAGAAAGGGAUACUUCAAGAUAAGGAACAACGUGUGCCGAGAUCACAGAGCACAGUUACCUUUCAAAUUGAUGAUAGUGACGAUGGAGAGGUGCCUGAAAAGGAAUCAACCCCCUUGACCGAUGGAAUGGCUCUGUAUGAGGAAGAUAUUGUCACGAAGGGCAAAAUGUCAACCUUGUUGAAAAGAAGUCCAACGAAGGUUUCAUUCUGUGAACAGGUGGAAGAAGUAGAUGACACAACAUCUAAGAAGAAGCUAGGAACACUAUUUGGGGUGUACCUUCCAACUAUACAGAACAUAUUUGGAGUGUUGAUAUUCAUCAGAGUCACAUGGAUUGUCGGAAUGGCGGGGACCAUUGAGGGAUUUCUUAUCAUUUUCCUCUGUUGUUGCACAACAACACUGACGUCUAUAUCUAUGAGUGCCAUAGCGACCAAUGGUAUAGUUCCAGCAGGAGGCUCGUACUUUAUGAUAUCACGAGCUCUAGGUCCAGAAUUUGGUGGUGCUGUAGGGAUACUGUUUUAUUUAGGUUUUACGGUAGCUGGUUCUAUGUAUGUCAUAGGUGCCAUUGAAAUUCUGGUGACUUUCAUAGCGCCACAGAUUUCCUUAUUUGGCGACGUUACCAUUCUCUCCAACGCUCUUAACAACUAUCGUGUGUUUGGCACAGUACUGCUUUUCCUAUUGUUUAUCAUCUGUUUUCUGGGAGUGCAGUUCGUAGCAAAGUUUGGACCAUUUUCAUUGUUUUGCGUCGUAUUUUCAAUUAUCUGCAUCUACAUUGGAAUAUUUGUUGCGUCACCAGAAAACAGUGUAAAAAUAUGCUAUCUUGGUGAAAGGUUGCUAACACUGGCUUCAGUGUCAGUAGAUGGUGUAAUGAUGUGUACCAAGAAUGAGACGGGCCCAAUCUUCAACAACUACUGUAGCUUAAAUGAGACGAAUGAAACAGUGUGCGACCCCUAUUUCCUCGAGAAUAACGUGACGCUAAGAGCUGGAAUGCCUGGUCUCGCCAGUGGAAAUUUCUUUAAAAAUAUCCCCAACAGAUAUACAGAGAAAGAUAACUUAAUAGGCAUGUCGGAGCCUGGAAAUAGGGAGAGAGGAGAAAUUAUAGCAGAUCUCACAUCAACGUUUACAGUUUUGUUAGCCAUCUAUUUCCCAUCGGUAACAGGUAUAAUGACAGGUUCAAAUAUGUCUGGUGAUCUCAGAGAUGCCCAAAAAUCCAUUCCCAGCGGUACGUUGGCCGCAGUGCUGUCUACCUCCGCUGUCUAUUUGUCGUGCGUGUUAUUUUUUGCAGCUGGUAUAGAGGGAGACUUAUUGAGAGAUAAGUUAGGGGAGAGUUUAGGCGGCGGAUUGGUUAUUGCGUAUACAGCUUGGCCGACCAAAUGGAUGGUUUUGGUUGGAUCAUUUCUGUCAACUAUUGGUGCUGGACUUCAGUCAAUUAACGGUGCUCCUAGACUCCUAUAUGCCAUAGCCAAUGACAAUAUCAUUCCGUCUCUGAGAGUAUUUGGAAGGACAAGACGUGGUGAACCUUUUCUUGCUCUGCUGUUGACAGUGGGAAUAGCCGAGGCUGGAGUUCUCGUCGGAAACUUAGAUUAUGUUACCCCAGUCAUAACAAUGUUCUUUUUGAUGUGCUAUCUGUUUGUCAAUCUUGCCUGUGCAUUACAAACGCUGCUACGGUCCCCAAGCUGGAGGCCGAGAUACAGAUUUUAUCACUGGACCUUGUCUUUGAUAGGGGUAGGACUCUGCACAACUCUUAUGAUCAUCUCGAGUUGGUAUUACGCGUUAGUUGCCUUUGCCAUGGCCGGCGGAAUAUACAAAUACAUUGAAUAUAAAGGUGCGGAGAAAGAAUGGGGUGACGGUAUCAGAGGUAUGGCUAUGUCUUUAGCCAGAUAUUCUUUGCUGAAGGUCCAACAGACACCACCACAUACCAAAAACUGGAGGCCUCAAAUUAUUCUGCUGUGCAAACUUGAUGAAAAGCUCAACCCAAAAUACGAGAGAAUGGCUCAUUUUGCUAAUCAGCUGAAGGCAGGGAAAGGACUGACUCUGCUGUCCAGUGUGUUAGAAGGCAUAUUUGAAGAUAGGCGAGAUGAUGCCAGAAAAGUGAAAGAGAAUUUACAAAGGCUGAUAGACAGGAGUGGAGUGAAAGGGUUUAAAGAUGUAGUAGUGGCUAAAGACAGAGCAAGUGGAUGUUCUCAUUUAGUGCAGACGGCAGGUCUUGGAGGUUUAAAACCUAACACUGUUAUGUUAGGCUGGCCAUACAGCUGGAAACAUGGACAAAAUGACAAAAGAUUUAAACCCUUUGUUGACACAGUGCAAUGUAUACUGGCGGCGGACAUGGCUCUACUAGUAGCUAAGGGAGCAAAGAAUUUUCCUUUAAGUUCCGAGAAAGUGAAGGGUACAAUUGAUGUGUGGUGGAUUGUUCAGGAUGGUGGACUUCUAGUACUAUUGCCGUACCUUCUACGACAACACAAGACGUGGAAAAACUGUAAACUUCGUCUCUUCAGUGUCGCUCAGAUGCAUGAUAAUAACAUACAGAUGAAAAAAGACUUAAAAAGUUUUAUGUACAAACUGAGAAUAGAGGCUGACGUCGAAGUCGUUGACAUGAAUGACAACGAUAUUUCACCAGACACAUAUGAGAGAACGUUACAGAUGGAACAGAGAAUUGAAAUGAUGGAGAAAAUGAAGUCUGAAACAGCCGAUACACCUAAACCAGUUGUAGAAUCAAAACGAAAAGACAGCAAACAAGAGACUAAAAUAGAUUUAGAAAAUCAGACCAAUGGUGAUGUGAAAGAUACUGAAGAAAUAUCGCAGUUCAAUCAGUUUACAUUUACGCCCUCUUCCCUCGGGAAACCUCACACCGUUGAGGAAAUUGCUGAAAAUGUGAACAAGAACAUUGCUGGAAAUAUACCAGAUAUAUACGGAAAACAAAAUUCUAGCUUCAGCAGUAUUGAACCGGAUGAGAAUAACUUGAAAAGAAUGCACACAGCUGUGAAGUUAAACGAGCUCAUUCAGAAGAACUCGAAAGGGGCACAACUGGUUAUAGUAAACCUACCACCACCGCCAAAAGUUUCUGACGGAGAUAAUAGAGGUCUUCAAUAUAUGGAAUUUCUUGAAGUUCUAACAGAAGGUAUAGAUCGUGUAUUGAUGGUGAAAGGCAGUGGAAAUGAAGUCAUUACCAUAUAUUCAUAAAUGAUACGACACAAUAUUCGUCACAUAUACACUACUAUAUAUUUCCCAGAAACUAUAAUAGUCUUAAAGUCACAUGAUACAUCAUCUGACCAUUCGGCUGAUUUAUUGGCGAAAGGAAAAAACCCGGAUGUCUCUCCAGACUUAAAUGAAAUAUGUGUCUAAAUCAUAUCCUAGAAUAUCCAUAAUUGUUUACAAUGAAAACAUUGAAGUUUGUCAGUUAUGUAGAUAAUAUUUUUGACGAAGUUUCUUGAUUUGUUUGUGACGGAACUUGGUCAUUCAGCAUAUUGUUGUUUCCAGUGUUGUAACAAAUAUAAUGUUAUAUCGACAUGUUGAGUAAUGGUCCUGGAAAGAUACGAGAUUAAAUCAUUUACUCAGCAUUUAUUUGAAGUAUAUGUAAUAACCAGGUUUGGGGUCAUUACUUGUAAAAGUAAUGCAUUAAAUUAGCAUAAGUUGACCAAAUAAGCAUUAGCUGGUCAAAUCUGUACUUGAAUUACUCAUUUAUGUACAAUAAAUUAUUUAAUUUGUUGA
Mercenaria mercenaria is the source of this 3956-nucleotide messenger RNA. RefSeq names its product solute carrier family 12 member 4-like. The coding region runs from base 174 to 3428 and encodes 1084 amino acids. Gene Ontology annotation, biological process: potassium ion homeostasis; cell volume homeostasis; potassium ion import across plasma membrane. The record is from RefSeq and is a predicted model, not a curated record. Gene Ontology annotation, cellular component: membrane. NCBI's taxonomy places the organism in Eukaryota, Metazoa, Mollusca, Bivalvia, Venerida, Veneridae. The transcript has 27 exons. Gene Ontology annotation, molecular function: potassium:chloride symporter activity.